Messenger RNA from Pyrus x bretschneideri (Chinese white pear), 787 nucleotides. Its product is annotated as glycine cleavage system H protein 2, mitochondrial. Gene Ontology annotation, biological process: protein lipoylation; glycine decarboxylation via glycine cleavage system. The transcript has 3 exons. Gene Ontology annotation, cellular component: cytoplasm; mitochondrion; glycine cleavage complex. Lineage: Eukaryota; Viridiplantae; Streptophyta; Magnoliopsida; Rosales; Rosaceae. Bases 120 to 584 code for a protein of 154 amino acids. The record is from RefSeq and is a predicted model, not a curated record.
UUAGGGAAAGAGGAAAUAAAUGAAAUAGCACACCCACCAACCCCACUACAUAAAAAAAGGAGUGGUUUUUAUAUUUAAGGAGAGACAGCGUAGUGUUUGUCUUGUGUUGGAUUUCACAAAUGGCUUCAAGGUUGCUGUGGGCUUCAAGGGCGGCUUCCUACCUCAGAAUCCAAACCACCUUCAGAGGAUUUGCUUCUGUUGUGAAGGAUCUCAAGUAUGCCGAUUCUCAUGAGUGGGUGAAAGUUGAUGGAAACUCCGCAACUGUUGGAAUAACUGAUCAUGCGCAAGAUCACUUAGGUGAUGUUGUGUAUGUUGAGUUGCCAGAAAUGGGGGCUGCUGUGAAGCAGGGCGAAGGCUUUGGAGCAGUCGAAAGUGUCAAGGCAACCAGUGAUGUUUACUCUCCUGUGUCAGGAAAAGUGACUGAAGUCAAUGAAGAGCUUAGUAACUCCCCUGGUUUGGUCAACUCAAGCCCGUAUGGGGAUGGGUGGAUAAUGAAAGUCGAGAUAAGCGAUAGUGGUGAACUGAAUAAAUUGUUGGACGCGGAAAAGUACACCAAGUUUUGUGAAGAAGAAGAUGCACAUUGAUUGAUCCUGGCCAAUGGCAGCAGGCGGUUCACCCGGAUGAAUUGCUUCUGCACAAAAUGUAACGGGAGUAGUCAAAACUGCAAAUUUACCUCUGUACUUUUAUGCAGUGUAUUUACUUCGCUUUUGUUCCGCAUGAGUAAUCAAUUUUAAAGGGAUCGUUGUUUCAAUCUGGAUAAUGAAUGAUAAGUUUUGUCGUUCUUUUA